This is a messenger RNA of Arachis ipaensis, 630 nucleotides long. NCBI's taxonomy places the organism in Eukaryota, Viridiplantae, Streptophyta, Magnoliopsida, Fabales, Fabaceae. The record is from RefSeq and is a predicted model, not a curated record.
AUGGAGGUGAGAAUUGAAGCACAUAAUGAAUACUUUGUUGAGGCAGUUGUUAAGAAUAACAGUCGCAACCUAGAAUGGAGAUUGUUUGGGGUGUAUCUUAGCACAAACGAAGCAAUAAGAGUGGGGCAGUUUCAGGAAUUAACUUCACUUAUUCAACACUGUGAUGGAAGAGUGAUAAUUUUAGGAGAUUUUAAUGCUAUUAGAAAUCAGGGAAAAAAAGAUGGUGGGAAUCCUCGAUCUGAGGUCUCAAUGGAAAACUUCAACUCUUUUAUUGAUGAUAAUAUGCUAAUUGAUUUAGGGAUGUUAGGCAGUCCCACAUGGACUAAUAGAAGAGGAGGAAAUGAACUGAUUAGAGAGAGGUUGGAUCGUGUGAUGGUCGGUAUGCAAUGGAGGGAACAAUACGGGUUGGCUGUAGUGCGAAGACUAUAUGAGAAUGGUUCUGAUCAUUCUCCCCUUUUGUUGGAUUCUAACCCACCCACAUGGAAAAGUAAAAGGCGGUUUAAAUUUCAGGAGCGUUGGUGUAGAAAUGAUGAGCAGCAACAUAAGUCAAAUUCUAAAAAGGAAAUUGAGGAGCUAACUCUCAAACUAGAGGCGCAGAGAACUGAGGGUACCCAUGGGGUUCUGAAAUAA